Molecule: messenger RNA, 1431 nt
Organism: Habropoda laboriosa
Lineage: Eukaryota; Metazoa; Arthropoda; Insecta; Hymenoptera; Apidae
Product: NSFL1 cofactor p47
Exons: 5
Coding region: 152-1318 (388 amino acids)
Biological process (GO): proteasome-mediated ubiquitin-dependent protein catabolic process; nuclear membrane reassembly; autophagosome assembly
Cellular component (GO): nucleus; cytosol
Molecular function (GO): ubiquitin binding
Source: RefSeq, a predicted model, not a curated record
UAUAAAUGGAAGAGCAAUGACAGGGAAAAUUGAAGAAAUUGACGUAAAGUUGUAUUCUCGAACAAAGGAAAUUAUUAUAAGAGAAACUUUUGAAGAUACAAUAGAAAGCAUAAGUUACAAUACAUUGCAAGUGUUUUAAUAUUCGCUUUCAAUGGCGAAUCACGACGAAUUAGUUUCGAAAUUUAUGGAUACAACUGGGAGUGAACCCGAAGAAGCACAAUGUUAUCUUGAGUUAUCUAAUUGGCAGCUAGCGGUUGCUAUUGACAGAUUUUAUUAUUCUGAUGGAUUUGAUUAUCCUAAAUUACCUAACGAACUUACUGAAGGUGCAACAUCAAAAGAGGAACAUACUGAUAUUUCUGAAAAGACUGCAGGAAGUACAAAAGAAUCAGAAAUGGAAGGAGAAUCAUCAAAAGAAAAAGUAAAACUAAAGCCUAUGUUUGCAAUGCUUAAUGAUCUUAAAGAGAAAGAAAGUAGCCCUGAAGAAGAAGAAGGACAAGCAUUUUAUGCUGGUGGUUCUGAACGUAGUGGACAACAAAUUUUAGGACCAGGGAAGAAAAAAGAUGUUGUUAGUGACAUGUUCAAAUCAUGUCAAAGACAAUCAAUUGCUGUAGAACCCAAACCAAGUGGGCAGCAAAGACCAAAUACCUUUAGUGGUACUGGCUACAAGUUAGGUCAAACUAGUUCUGAUACUGAAAUUGUCACUGCUACAUCAUCCAAUCAUCAACAGACAAAUUCUGGAUUAAUUACUUUAAAAUUGUGGAAAGAUGGAUUUACUAUAAAUGAUUCUGAACUUCGAUUAUAUAAUGAUCCAGGAAAUGUAAACUUUCUGAAGACUAUAAAACGAGGUGAAAUACCACCAGAAAUACGUCAAGAGAUUCAAGGUACUGAAGCAAGGGUUGAUAUGGAAGAUCAUCGUCAUGAAAGAUAUGUCCCUUCAAAAGUUAAAGUGAAAGCUUUUAGUGGAAAAGGGCAUAUGUUAGGGAGCCCUUCUCCAGCUACAGUUGGUAUGACAAUACCAACAGAUCUUGCAGAUCAAACAGCAAAUGAAUCACAGGCAAAACAACAAUUGAAGUUGGAUGAAUCAAAACCUGUUACAACAUUACAAAUUCGUCUUGCUGAUGGAAGCACUGUAAAAGUUCAAUUUAAUUUAACUCAUACAAUUAAUGAUUUGAGGCAGUAUAUAGUAAUUAUGAGACCUCAAUAUGCUAUGAGAGAAUUCAGUUUAUUAACAAUGUAUCCUACUAAGGAGCUUACAGAAGAUAAAACGAUUGAAGAAGCUGGUUUACAAAAUACAACAAUAAUUCAACAACUGAAAUAAAUGUCCCUUUUAGAUUCUUAGUUAUGGGAGUUUAAGUGAUGUAUUGAUUAGAUGAUUGUUAAAUAUACAUUGAAAUAUUUGAAAGUAACAAUUGAACACAUUUUAGUAAUUAA